AUGGGUGUUACUCUGAAGCAUAAGACAGAUGGUUUCAUUGACCGUUACAAGGCUAGAUUUGUAGUAAAGGGUUAUACUUAUACCUAUGAAGUGGAGUACUUGGAGACCUUUGCUUCAAUAGCAAAGCUCAAUACUAUGAAGUUAUUGGGUGACUUGAAGUACUUUCUUAGGAUUGAAGUUGCUAAUAAAGAGCGUUAUCAACGACUUGUGGGAAAAUUGAUUUAUUCAACUCAUACACCUCCUGAUAUUGCAUAUGCAGUAAGUGUAGUGAUUCAGUUUAUGCAUUAUCCUAGUAAAGAUCGUAUGGGUGCUGUGAUGCGUAUUCUAAGGUAUUUGAAAGUAACUCAUGGCAAGAUGUUAAUGUUUUCCAAGUAUGGUCAUACAGAUGUGGAAGGGUAUGUAGAUGCCGAUUGGGCUAGUUCAGUCACUGAUAAACGUUCUAUGUUAGGGUAUUUCACAUUUGUUAGUGGUAAUCUUGUUACUUAG
Messenger RNA from Prunus mume (Japanese apricot), 486 nucleotides. The record is from RefSeq and is a predicted model, not a curated record. Lineage: Eukaryota; Viridiplantae; Streptophyta; Magnoliopsida; Rosales; Rosaceae.